Molecule: messenger RNA, 1420 nt
Organism: Phragmites australis (common reed)
Lineage: Eukaryota; Viridiplantae; Streptophyta; Magnoliopsida; Poales; Poaceae
Product: probable arabinosyltransferase ARAD1
Exons: 4
Coding region: 1-1257 (418 amino acids)
Molecular function (GO): glycosyltransferase activity
Source: RefSeq, a predicted model, not a curated record
AUGACGUACUCCCUUUCAUCAUCGCAAGAGGGGUCGAUGAUGUUGGAUAACUCGGUGGAGACUAGAGCACCCUCCGACCCUGACCAUCCGGCACCGCGCAACCACCCGCCCUACCCCGACAACCCGCUCAUCAAGCAGUACAGCGCCGAGUACUGGCUGCUCGCUUCCCUCCACACGGCAGCGGCCUCGCGCUCCGCAUCGGCGGCGGCCGUAAGGGUCGUGGCGGACUGGAGGGAUGCCGAUGUCGUGUUCGUGCCCUUCUUCGCGACGCUAUCUGCGGAGAUGAAGCUCGGGUGGGGCGCCAAGGGCGCUUUCCGCAAGAAGGACGGGAACGAAGACUAUCGGCGGCAGCGGGAGGUCGUCGACCGCGUCACUACCCACCCCGCGUGGCGGAGGUCCGGCGGCCGGGAUCACAUCUUUGUCAUGCUAAAACUGAAGCAUUCUUUGACUGACCCGGUGGCAAUGUGGCACGUCCAGGCUGAGAUUGCUCCUGCAAUUCUUUUGGUGGUUGAUUUUGGCGGAUGGUACAAACUUGAUUCAAAGUCUGCAAGCAGAAACUCAUCUCAUAUGAUACAACAUACUCAAGUGUCAUUACUUAAGGAUGUCAUUGUGCCUUACACACAUUUGCUUCCGACACUGCGCUUAUCAAAAAAUAAAGAUCGUCCCACCCUUUUGUACUUCAAGGGAGCAAAGCAGAGGCACCGGGGUGGUUUGGUGCGAGAGAAACUAUGGGAUUUGCUAGGUAACGAGCCUGAUAUUGUCAUGGAAGAAGGCUUUCCUAAUGCCAUUGGGCGUGAACAAUCAAUAAAAGGGAUGCCGACAUCAGAGUUUUGCUUGCACCCAGCUGGUGACACCCCAACUUCAUGUCGCCUCUUUGAUGCUAUUGCCAGUCUUUGCAUACCAGUCAUUGUUAGCGAUGAGGUUGAGCUUCCUUUCGAAGGGAUGAUAGACUACACAGGAUUCUCCAUUUUUGUCUCAGUUAGUAACGCUUUGAGACCAGAAUGGCUAACGAACUACUUAAGGAAUAUUUCCAGGCAGCAGAAGGAUGAGUUCCGAAGAAACUUGGCUCACGUUCAACCUAUCUUUGAGUAUGACACUAGUUUCUCUAGUAGCACAGGCCCUGCUCCCCCAGACGGUGCUGUGAACUACAUAUGGAAGAAGAUUCAUCAGAAAUUACCGAUGAUUCAGGAAGCAGUUAUCCGGGAGAAGCGGAAGCCUGAUGGUGCAUCAAUCCCACUCCGGUGUCAUUGUACAUGAACUUUUCUUAGCUGCCGAUACCCUGUGGGAAGACUUGCGAGAAUGAGCAGUUACUCCAAGUUCAUUCUCUUUUUUUUGUUGGUAGUUGCAAAUAGUUUCUUGCAAAUACGAGCAUGUAACAAUAUGAGUAUUUUCCUAAUCAAGAUUUCGAGACUCUUCAGAA